Molecule: messenger RNA, 7979 nt
Organism: Onychomys torridus (southern grasshopper mouse)
Lineage: Eukaryota; Metazoa; Chordata; Mammalia; Rodentia; Cricetidae
Gene: Inpp4a
Product: inositol polyphosphate-4-phosphatase type I A
Exons: 26
Coding region: 399-3266 (955 amino acids)
Cellular component (GO): cytoplasm
Molecular function (GO): phosphatidylinositol-3,4-bisphosphate 4-phosphatase activity
Source: RefSeq, a predicted model, not a curated record
CGGGGCGGGGCUGUGCGCUGUGUUCUGAGUGAAGGCGGCGGCAGGGUUCGGGCUGCGCGGGGACAGCGGGUUCGGGUCUAGGGUGGACGCCACCGGUCGGAGCAAGGCGGCCAGAACCGAAGUCCCGGCCAGUCUUCAGGACCCGGCAGAGAUCGUCCGGGCCAAGGCGGGGGCUCGCGUCCCAGAGGACGGAGGCUGGGGCUGAACGAGUGCCCGGGUAGGGGCGCGCCAGAUGAUGGAUUUGGAUGUCCUUCUAUGAAGCAAUGCCACGUGGACCAAAAGCAAGCAUGUCUGGGCUACUGCCGUCUUAGGAAUCCAGGGCCUGGAGACAGCUCUUCCUUGAGGAAUCAGGAGAGGUGUGACCCAGGAACAAGAAGCAUAUCCUCACCAAUGACAUCAUGACAGCAAGAGAGCACAGCCCUCGCCAUGGUGCCAGGGCCCGUGCGAUGCAGCGGGCUUCCACCAUUGAUGUGGCAGCCGACAUGGUGGGCCUCUCUCUGGCAGGAAAUAUCCAAGACCCAGACGAGCCCAUUUUAGAAUUCAGCUUAGCUUGCAGUGAGCUGCACACUCCAUCGCUAGAUCGGAAGCCAAAUAGUUUUGUGGCUGUCAGUGUCACCACCCCUCCGCAGGCGUUCUGGACGAAGCAUGCACAGACGGAGAUCAUUGAGGGAACCAACAAUCCUAUCUUUCUGAGCAGCAUUGCCUUCUUUCAAGACUCCCUUAUCAACCAGAUGACACAGAUCAAGCUGUCUGUGUAUGAUGUCAAAGAUAGAUCUCAGGGAACAAUGUAUUUACUGGGCUCUGGAACAUUCGUUGUCAAAGAUCUGCUCCAAGACAGGCAUCACAGAUUGCACCUGACACUGAGGUCAGCAGAGAGUGACCGAGUAGGUAACAUAACUGUGAUCGGCUGGCAAAUGGAGGAGAAGUCUGACCAGCGGCCCCCUGUGACCCGGUCUUUGGAUACUGUCAACGGGAGGAUGGUUCUGCCCGUUGAUGAGAGCUUGACCGAGGCAUUGGGAAUCCGAUCCAAAUAUGCUUCUUUGCGAAAGGACACCUUGCUGAAAUCAGUGUUCGGUGGCGCCAUCUGCCGCAUGUACCGGUUCCCAACCACUGAUGGCAACCACCUACGGAUCCUGGAGCAGAUGGCAGAGAGUGUCCUCUCCCUGCACGUGCCUCGGCAGUUUGUGAAGCUGCUGCUGGAAGAAGAUGCAGCCAGAGUGUGUGAGCUGGAAGAGUUGGGGGAGCUGUCUCCUUGCUGGGAGAGCCUCCGGAGGCAAAUUGUCACCCAGUAUCAGACCAUCAUCCUCACCUACCAGGAAAACCUGACUGACCUCCAUCAGUACAAAGGUCCUUCAUUUAAAGCAAGCAGUUUGAAAGCAGAUAAAAAGUUAGAAUUUGUUCCCACAAACCUGCACAUACAAAGGAUGAGAGUUCAAGAUGAUGGAGGCUCAGAUCAGAACUAUGACGUGGUCACUAUCGGAGCCCCAGCAGCACACUGCCAAGGUUUUAAGUCAGGAGGUCUUCGAAAAAAGCUGCACAAGUUUGAAGAGACCAAGAAACACAGUUUUGAGGAGUGUUGUACAUCAUCUAGCUGCCAGUCCAUAAUCUACAUACCGCAGGACAUCAUCCGAGCCAAGGAGAUCAUUGCCCAGAUCAACACCCUGAAAACCCAAGUUAGCUACUACGCAGAACGGCUCUCAAGGGCAGCCAAGGACAGGUCUGCCACUGGCCUUGAGAGGACACUCGCCAUCUUGGCAGACAAGACCCGGCAGUUGGUCACUGUCUGUGACUGUAAGCUGCUGGCCAACUCCAUCCAUGGGCUGAAUGCUGCACGGCCCGACUACAUCGCUUCCAAGGCCUCCCCUACCUCGACUGAGGAGGAGCAGGUGAUGCUUCGGAAUGACCAGGACACCCUCAUGGCCAGAUGGGCAGGGAGGAGCAGCCGGUCUUCCCUGCAGGUGGACUGGCAUGAGGAGGAGUGGGAGAAAGUGUGGCUGAAUGUGGACAAGAGCCUGGAAUGCAUCAUCCAACGCGUAGACAAGCUUCUGCAGAAGGAGCGUCUGCAGGAGGAGGGCUGUGAGGAUGUUUUCCCCUGUUCAAGCACCUGCUCCAGCAAGAAAGAUUGCAGCCCCCCUCCUGAAGAGUCCAGUCCAGGUGAAUGGAGUGAGGCCCUUUACCCUCUGCUGACCACCCUCACAGACUGUGUGGCCAUGAUGAGCGACAAAGCCAAGAAGGCCAUGGUCUUCCUGCUCAUGCAGGACAGUGCCCCCACCAUUGCCUCAUACCUGAGCCUGCAGUACCGCCGGGACGUUGUCUUCUGCCAAACCCUGACAGCCCUCAUCUGCGGCUUCGUCAUCAAGCUGAGGAACUGCCUACACGAUGAUGGCUUCCUGCGGCAGCUCUAUACCAUCGGACUUCUGGCCCAGUUUGAGAGCCUGCUGAGCACCUAUGGAGAGGAGCUGGCCAUGUUGGAGGACAUGAGCCUUGGAAUCAUGGACUUGAGGAACGUGACCUUUAAAGUCACCCAGGCCACUUCAAAUACAUCAACUGACAUGCUGCCAGUCAUCACAGGAAACCGUGAUGGCUUUAAUGUGCGGAUCCCCCUGCCAGGACCACUGUUCGACUCCCUGCCCCGAGAGAUCCAGAGUGGCAUGCUGCUGCGGGUGCAGCCGGUCCUCUUCAAUGUGGGCAUCAAUGAGCAACAGACACUGGCUGAGAGGUUUGGAGACACAUCCUUACAAGAAGUCAUCAACAUAGAGAGCUUGGUGCGGUUAAAUUCCUACUUUGAGCAGUUUAAGGAGGUUUUGCCGGAGGACUGUCUACCUCGAUCUCGGAGUCAGACCUGCCUGCCGGAGCUGCUGAGGUUCCUAGGACAGAACGUCCAUGCACGCAAGAACAAGAAUGUGGACAUCCUCUGGCAAGCUGCUGAGGUCUGUCGCCGCCUUAAUGGGGUUCGAUUCACCAGCUGCAAGAGCGCCAAGGACCGCACAGCCAUGUCAGUGACGCUGGAGCAGUGCCUGAUCCUGCAGCAUGAACACGGCAUGGCCCCGCAGGUCUUCACACAAGCCCUGGAGUGCAUGCGCAGCAUUGGAACACGGGAGGUAGUCACCCAGAAGAACUUGAGCGGCCUGGUGCCCAUCCGAGACUUAAGGCUAGACCCCAGCCUCCUUUGUUCCAUUCCUUUAUUAGCUCUGAGCCCCAAUUUACUGAUUGUGUGGCUCUUUCUGAGCAUAGCAUACCUGGUGACCAAAUUGCGUUGUAAGUAAAUACCAUAUGAAAAAUUAGUCACGGGACAGACAAAACAUGUCCAGCCACCGUGUGCCAAACUGGACAGAAGGAAGGUGUCCAAGCGAGGUCUGCCGAGAACUAUCCCAUGCCUUACAGUCUGAUGUUUUGUUCUUCUGAACUGUAAAUACCUGCCAAAUUCUUUCAUCGAGAGGACUCGUUCAUUUUGAUUGCAUAGCGUCUUCAGUGCUUGCAACAUGUUUUUCUGGUGCCCUGUAACUGCAUUCUUUAGCUGGCCUGGAAUUACUUGUACCAAAAAUCUUACCUUCUGAUGUGUAACUAUUUAUUACAUGUACAUCUUGUGUGCCCUGUUCCAAGAGAAAGGGGUGCUGUCUGAAAAGAGUUUGUAUAUUUGAUACUAUUCCUUAAGUGUGUUGCUAACCUUCCUAGCCUUUUGAAGAAGUCAACAAGAAAAAGAUGCUCUGUCCGUUUAUCUAGAUACCCCUGUUUGAUAGGACUGGACUUCCUCCUUUCCUUUCAAAGCGUAGUCCUGGGAUUGCAAUAGCAAACAGAUCGCAGAGCCCCACUCCCCGCUUCCAGCUGUCUCCAUGUGGUAAUGACAGCUGUGGAUCACAGGAGCACAUGCCACCGAGUCUAGCACACAAAGAUGACAUGUUGCAUGUGACUUCAGGGUUACCCUUAAUACACAUAGUAGCAAGAGUUAUAUAGUUUUUUCUUGAAAUAACUUUUUUUAAUUUAAAAAUUGUAUGUUUUAUUCCAGAUGAAAUCUUUUUUCUUUUACUAAUACAAUAAGUAUUCUAUAAUGAACAAAAAAUCAGAGAAAAACGAUUUUAAAAAAUGAGGCUUAAGUUUUGGCAGUUGUGAGAGAGAGGUGUGAGUAGAGGAGAUGGCUGUGAGUUUUGCCAUGGUCACUCUUAAUUUUAACAUGGCACUGCCCCUAAAAUAGGAUGACUAGUCACCCCGACAUUCAUGUGGCAGAGAAUGAUUGUCCUCCAUAAAAGUAACCAAGUAGCCUAGGAAAGAUUCCCCUUGCUUUGUGGCCUUGUGUAAGAAAUAGUGAGUGGCUUCUCCACCUUCCAGUUCAUAGUAGGUUGUAUUUCUGCUUUUGACCUUCAGUUCAAUGAAGGAGACUUCUUUUCAUGAGUCUUGUGGGAAACCUGGAUGACUUAGAGAAUCUGGAGUUUCUAGUAUCUUGACAUUCUCAUGCCCACAAACGCAUCCCCCAAAGCCUCUCUGGUCUGUGAGAUUUCCUAAGAGUACUUGGAGCACUGCCUCCGAUCUGCCUUCAUCUCCAAGAGUGACUUGUAGGAGUUGCAGAGAACCAGAUGCCAGACCGAAUAUGUAAAUUGGCCUGGGGAAGGUUGUCCUUACCACACCUGUGGAGUGCCUUUGUUGCAGGUCUGAGCACUGCAGGCUCCCCCCAGGGCAGGCCUCACCUCAGUGUUCCCACAUAAACAGGUCCACUUGUCUCUCCUUGUAGAAACAAACGUGUGACAGCUCUGUGGCAUCUUUCAGUUGAGUGGUUUAGCCACUGCCCAGCUGGCAUUAGUCACCAGACAGACCUGUCCAGUCAGUGAUUCUUUGAAAGGAAUAUUUGAUAGAUGCCCUUUCCCUUCAUAGCAUGUGCAUCAAGCCUAACAGACCAUUUUGUUUGCUUCAUUUGAACAGGGGAGAGAGAGUCCAUGGUCUCCUUCCAUCCCCAUCCCAUGGCCCCCAUUCCUUGCUCUAGGUUGAUACCCUCCAGGUAACAUGGAGGUGACUCAGGAAUGCAUCAUUUCCAGGGUUGUGUUGUGGCCAAGCAAAGACCAUAGACAGUUGAGGGAAGUCUCCAGAAGUAACUGCAGAGACAGCACCCUCUGCCCCUGUGGCCCAGGAUCCCAUAGCUCUUUGCAGGGACUCUUCUCAGGACCAUUGUACAGCAAAGGGAAGCAGUGCUGCUUAGAGAAACCUCCACCCACACCCCAGGCGGGGAGAACUCCUGUUGGGACACGGGUCUGUUGUGGUGCCAAGCCUCCCUUCUGUCCUGCGUAGCCUUAGCUGUUGGGUCAGAAGGGCAAGCAAUGAGAUCCCUUGUCUCUCCCUUCUAGGGGUGAGUAGAAUGCAGUACACAUCCUAUGCCUCCAGGCACAAAAGGCUGGCUGGCUCUGGAAGUCAACCCCAGCAUUGGGGAUUUGAGAUUUGUAUUUGCUUUUUUCCUCUAACAUACUGGAGAGGUGGGGAGACCAACCUUCAGUCUGCUUAUCCUUUAUACUGGAUUUUAAUGUCAUUAAGGCCUUUUGCUCAUGAAAUCAAGACAAAUAUGUAUUCGAAAUCUUGUCCACAGCAACAAAUGAGGAGAAACAGGAUAAGGAGAUGAUUCAAGCUAGGCACUGUUGGUGUUGGCUGAUGGCAUCUGGGUUGCUUCUGAGUAAUCCUGAGCUGUGGUGCAAUGACUGGUCAGAGCUGCUUCCUCUGCUGCAGCAGCUUUUGGAGGAGAGAGCCAUGCUCAGGAGUUCUUGUUGAGUGGCCUUGGGAAAUGGCUGUGCACGUUCUCUGAUCUAGGCUGCCGCCACUGCUUCCUCCUGUGCUCACUCAUACAGAGAUCCUAAAACACGGACAUGGUCCUUCUACAGAGUCACUCCCCUUGUCUGCCGAGGCAUGACCUAGACAUGGGGGCCUUCAGAUGAACUCUAAAGUGGAAGCACCCCCUCCCCCAAAAAGGAAAAGCAGAGGUCUUAGGAUUGUCCUUUAGAGUUUCCAUUCAAAUUUCCAAAGUUGAUGUCCUUGAAAUGAUAAAAAAGAUCAGGAACUGUCCAAUAACUAAAUCUCUCUUGUUAAAAUCUGCCUAAAGCCUUGUCAUGUACUGUUGCCUCCUAAAGACACUGGACUAGUGUGGUCAGGAGAGUGUGCUGCUUCAGGCCAUCAUGCCGUGCUCUGCCACAGGGCACCCUUUACCCCCUCUGCAGACCUUGUCCCCGGCCUUCAAGCCAGGUCACGGACACCUGCAGAUCAUGCCAACAGUGUCAGCAUGCAGACAGGGCAUGUCAGCCUGGCUAGAAACAUGUAGAGGAAACAAUUUGAUUUAAAAGUCAAAUUAAAGGCACAAUUUGAAUUGCAAGCUCAUGUACACUGUAUGCAGUCAGCUAAUCUCCCAGGUAAAUACAGAGACUGUCAGUUUUUAAGUUAUCAUUUGGCAUCUGCUGGGUAGGUGGGCUUGAGGGCCUUCUGUAUCAAUGGAGAAGCCAUGUGUGAAGUAGUCUGUCAGGACACGAGCUUCCAAAGACAUGGCAGGUUCACUGUGCACAGGGACCCAUAGCUUCUGCUUUACAGAGAGUUCAACAUAUGCUGUCAUCUGCUCUGGGUAGCCCAGGUUUUUAGCUCAGAUGACACAUCCAGCCUAUGGCUUGAAACUGGAACAAGGACACGCACAGAGUGGCUGCAUCUGUCAACAGCAAGCAGGCAGAUGCUUCUCUAAACCGCCUGGUCUUAGCUCUUUUGAAUAAGACUACUGUCUCACCAAAACCUGCUUGACAUGUUCUUAAUAAGGGGACUGUCAUUUUCAUUUUGAAAGGCAUUGGCUGCUAUUUUUUUAUUAUAUGUCAUGUGAUCUUCAUAAAAUUUGAAAUACUUUCUUUAAAUCACUGUUUUCUUGGUAACUGCAAAUUUUACAUCUCAGAAGGGGGAUUUUUUUUACUGAACUUGACAAUUACUUGAUUUCAUUGCUACUCUUUAAACAUUAUAAAAAUAGCAAGUUUUACUGUGUUAUGGAAAGGAGUUUAUAUUAAGAAUCAUUUUUGGCUAUUAAUUUUAAGCCACUCCAGAGCAUUGCCCAGAGAACUCCCUUGAGGUUCACUAUGAGGCCUACCUCUCUUCAUCCUCUUGCUGGGUACCAUUUGUUUUGCCCCUGGGUUGCUAUGACAUCCCUCCAUUGAGUAUGGCUGGGAUUCAAGCUGGUAGUGAGUUCUCUAAGGGAAGAGCACCUGUGGGCUCACGGUGGGCUCAAUGGUGCUUGUACAGGAAGAGGUUGGACUGAAAGCAGCCCACUUGGAGAGGUGGCUGGUGACCACCAGGAGAUCUGUGGAGUCUCCACAGACCAUCAGCCGACAGCCAUGAGGACCUGUUCUUAGACAGCGCAUGGCCUAUGCGGGUGCUUUGCACUUAACAGCUGCCCUAAGUGGAGACAGACACCAGAGCAGCCUCCUCGGCCAGAUGGUUUUUGCUACCUGUUGAAUUCUGCAAGAAAAGUCGGCAUUUGGGGUUUGGUGUGGUCACAGUCAUGCUAACAUGCAAAAGGUACAGUGUUUGAGAAGCUCUGGUUAGAGUAGAACAUCCCCGUUCAUUCAGCUUGCUAUCUAAACACCUUUGAACCACAGGUAAAGAUAGCACCCCAGAUAACCAAAACCAAGAUACACACAAAAUCAUGUAUUUUUAAAAUAAUUGUGUCUGCUUAGAUACAACAUUGCUCUGGAACUGCCAGCCCACAGCGCAUCCAGCAUGUGUCCAUCUGUGUGCUUUUUACCUGCUUUGUUCAGAAACCCUCCAUCGUAUGUGUGUGUGUUGUAGACAAGUCCAGCACCCAUCUAUUGACCUUUGUGUAAUGCUAUGGAAAUAAUCAGUUCAUUUCCUUCAAGUCUUUUCUUUUGGCCUUUUUCACUGCUGUCAUUUCUUGUGCUUGUUUUUCCCCAGUGAGGGUUGUCGGAGAGAAAACACAAUGAAGAAUGUUGGAAGUCGCAAAUAUGCAUUUAACUCCCUGC